Messenger RNA from Callorhinchus milii (elephant shark), 4698 nucleotides. It is a transcript of the gene znf367, whose product is annotated as zinc finger protein 367. Bases 1 to 894 code for a protein of 297 amino acids. NCBI's taxonomy places the organism in Eukaryota, Metazoa, Chordata, Chondrichthyes, Chimaeriformes, Callorhinchidae. The record is from RefSeq and is a predicted model, not a curated record. Gene Ontology annotation, cellular component: cell-cell junction. Gene Ontology annotation, molecular function: ionotropic glutamate receptor binding. The transcript is spliced from 5 exons. Gene Ontology annotation, biological process: homophilic cell-cell adhesion.
AUGGCCGAACCCCCCAUCGCCUGCGAUUCCCCCAAACGUGUCUCUGUGAUCAGGACCACCCCGAUCAAACCCAAGCGGGUGGAGCUGACCCCCACCAGCCCGGGCUUCAGCGACUUCAUGGUCUAUCCCUGGAAAUGGGGCGAGAACGCUCACAACGUGACCCUCAGCCCCGGGGGCCCCUUCCAGGGCGGCGGCGGAGACCACCAGCUCGGGGCUGCGGCUCUGGACCGGGAGCUCUCUCAGGAUGGGACGAGACGUGGGCGACCCAGAGCCGAGCUGAUUCGGGAUCUGAUCAACGAGGGCGAGAACUCCCCCAGCAGAAUCCGCUGCAAUAUCUGCAACCGAGUGUUCCCCCGUGAGAAGUCCUUACAAGCUCAUAAAAGAACCCACACUGGUGAAAGGCCUUAUUUAUGUGACUAUCCAAACUGCGGGAAAGCUUUUGUUCAGAGUGGACAGCUGAAAACUCACCAGCGCCUUCACACUGGAGAAAAACCAUUUGUCUGUUCAGAGAACGGGUGUGGGAGCAGAUUUACACAUGCCAAUCGGCAUUGUGCCAAACAUCCUUAUGCACGUCUACGGAGAGAUGAAGACUCUAACGGAGCAAGCAAAGCCCAGGUCGCAGACAACAAGGCUGUUGCAGAGUGGCUGGCAAAGUACUGGGAGACCCGAGAGCAGCGCUCUCCUCCCACAAAGAGUGGGGGGCAGAAGGCUGACCAGGAGCAGCAGGAUCCCCUAGAGUUCAUGCAGUCUGAUGAAGACGAGGAGGAGGAGGAGGAGAAGAACGGUCCACAUGCUGCAGCACGGAGGCGUUUGCAGGAGCAAAGAGAGCGCUUGCAUGGCGCCCUGGCCCUCAUUGAGUUGGCGAACUUGACAGAAGCACAGCUCCGCCAGUAAAUUGCAAUACAAUGUGUGUAUUUUACAUAUUAAAAAAAACCGAACCACCCGGGGACCCAUAUUCUCAUAGGUCCACCGGACGGGUGGAAAUGCACCUUAUAUUUGCUUUUAAUAGGCUGCUAUUAUGUAGAAAUUAAGAUGAUGAAUGUUGUUGCCCUUGCUUAAAGGAGCACAAGUGUAAUGCACUUUUUGUUUAUGUAAAGUUUUAGUUUUGUAAAUAUUGCAAAGCUUUUGAAGGAUUGAAGUAAUGCUAGGGCAGGAUCUCGAGGCUGCAGGUGCUGAAGUCUAGGUCCAGCAGGAAUGCUGAACUCUCAAUGGCCUUGGGACUGGGGGGUGGGGGGGGUGUAGGUAGGUGGAUGAGAAGGAGCUCGUGAUAUAAAUCCACCACAUUGGAAUGUAAGGCGAGCAGAGCCUUUCUGAGCUCUUACUUGGAGAUUAUCUUUUUGGUUGAUCUUUAGCAUACAGUUUUCACAGGUGAUGUGUGCAGACCAAAUCCCUGGUGUCAGUGUGUCCCAAUAUUAGUAAAAGCUGCCAGGUCCUGUGAUUUCUCCGCCCCUCUUCAAUAAUGUGUCAAUAAAGGCAAAGCUGCUAGAAAUAUGUUGCUUGAACCAUCACUUGGACUUUACGACGAUUCUUCUUGGGAAAUGCACAAAUUUCAGCAUAAGAGCUUUAAUGCAUAAACCAAGACCCUUGCAGUGGAGUUGAGCUAAUUUAUGCAGGGUUAAUAUCGAACCAUUAACACUUUUUCAUAGGAAAAUAGGCUUGACUGUUUACUAUUGAUUGGAUGGAGCUCAUCGCCCAGCAUUACAUGCGUACAAGUGAUAUUGACACAUAAUUGAAGGGAGGAGUGGACUUACAGUAACCUUGUCCCAUGCAGAGGAGUCAUUCCAUUUGAAACAAAUGCUUCCCUUUGAAUGGCUGGUUAUUCACUGACAUCAGUUGGGACUGGGAUAGGCAGUUCUUGUCUAAUCUGUAGGUGACGUAUGCUGGCUCUCAGAGGCACAGAAAAUACCGAAAUGUAGUGCUCAAGUGAAACUUCAGCUAGGCAUGAAAAUAUUAGCACUAGGUUUGUUCUUAUAGCACUUGCGCACAGGAGCCCGUUUAAAGACUCCUGUGCUAGAUUUGUGGACCAGUUGCACCUUGUGUUUAUAUUAAAAAAAAGCAACUUGCAUUCCAUCAAAUGGAGCUAAGCAGACUUGUGAGACCUGUAAGCUUGAUGUGUUCAAGGCAGGUUUUAGUGGUUUGGGAACCCUACCAGAGAUAUGCAGCACUUGUAAAUUUUAGUUAGGUUUGAACUGGGUGAUUUGGUGAUGGAAGAAGUUUUGUUGAAUUUCUUGUUGGCAACACUAAAUUGUAUUGGUAGUGUAUUGUAGACAUUAUAUUGCAGUAGACUGAAGUUUUAUAGCUUGCAGUUAUUGCUUUGUUGCAAUUUAAAGUCAAAAAGUCCUUUUUUACUUUGUCGGACAGCUUCUGUUUGUUUUCCAUAAUCCAAUAUUUUCUGCAUCUUUUCAUUGUUAAGUUUUUGUUAAAUCACAACAUAUCUAUAGCAUGAAGUUUUACUUUUUAAAAAAAAUUCUGUAGGUUGACCGUACCAUUACAAGCUUGAAGUGCAGUCAGUCACAGUUGAUACUUAACAGCCUGUUUUACACUUAUAUAGUCACAGCAUUGACUAAUGCAAACUGAGAUGCAACAGUUACUCACUUUCUAAAAGAGAAGCAGUCGAUCAUUGGAAUGUCCAGACAGACGUAAGGGAUUUAAUACUUUUUUUAAAAAAAAAUAUGAAUAUAUAUCAAAGCCUACCAAGCCAGUCAGUUUCUAUUCAAUACUUUUACUUCCAUCAGUCUACUAGGUUUUGCAUAAUACAAUUGUAUUUAUUUUAAGAUACAGGUUUAAAUUGGAUAUAAUUUGAUGUGUGACUGACUCCUUUGAGCUAUGUUGCUGUAGAAGGUGUUGAUUUUUUGCAUGGAGCUGCAUGAACCCAUUUUCUUUUGGAACAUGAAAAUGCUAAGAGCCAUGCAAAUGAUCUGCUCCCAGCACCUGGUCAGCUGCUCUGCAAAGAUCACCUCAGUCAAAGGAUCGUUCUAAAUUGCAAAUGAUCCAACCUUUGCCUGGGAGCAGUGUUCAACCGGACAUCAUGCUUCUCAUCAUGCCCAUAGAGGUGACUUGAGAGCAGUCGCACAAAAAGUUGCCAUUCUAAUUUAAUAAUUUUAUUGGGGAAUUCAUUUUUAAAUUUUGAGAAAAAUUUGUGUCUUGUAGUAGUUAUACCUCAACUGUGUGUAUAUGUGUGUGAUGGGGGUGGGGGGGUAGAGCGAGGGCAGGAGAAAGAGAAAGCGUAAGUUUGACAUGAGUGACUGAGGGGUUGGUGUGUUGCAAUUAGUUUUAUGUUUUGUGUGUUCUGGAUUUGUGAAAUUCAUUUGUCACUAAUUCUAAAUCAGGCAGAUUUAUGAGAUGAAAUAAAAUCUUGUAACCAAGUUAUUGCUGAUAUCACUGACUGUUCGGAGUCUAUCUGUCGCCUCUCCUUUGGGCUAAUACAAUACUGGAUUUGUCUAUUAUUCCAAUUAAUUUCCCUGCUUUGAUUUUGCUCAGCAGUAUUUGGGUUUUUCAUAUCCUGAACAGGGGGAGGGUGACAGAGGAGGAAGGUGGCAUUGUUUUGGAUCUCAUCUGAAACAAAACAGCGUAAAUGGCACUUAGUACAUAAAGUGCAUCUCCUCCAGGGAUGUAUUGAGAAUGCAACUGUGAGAUGUUCAAUUGGAGUUGCGUUCUUGUUGAGGCAGAUGGGUGGAGCAACUACCAGUAGGAGCACUUUUAUGUCCUGUGAUGCUUAUUCCAGCAAGGCACCAUUUAUGGAGCUAUUUUCCUGAUGGGCUUCUAACCGUCAAUAACAGGUUCCUUGAGGACACAGUGGCCUGGAGUAACUACCCACCUCUAUUGGCCUCCAGUCUUCUAAUAACCAAUCUGAGAUCCAGAUCUUGCCACUCAAUUCCUCCGAAACAUCUUUAGCUGAAAAAAUAACUUUCCAGUUCGAGGGUAAUGAUAUUAGUCCCACCUUUAGAACAGUCAGUGAAUUACUGUAACUUGGAGGAAUUGAAUUGAAUUUGCAAAGUUGCAUUUUGGGGGGAUUUAUUUUCAGGAGCGCUUUAAAGUUUUGGGUAAGGUGAUUGCGUGAGCACUGCUGCUUUUCAAAGGUACAUUCUCUGCUGCACUUCUGAAUUUACAAAGGGUUGUGUGGGCUUGCUUUCUUCAUUAACUGUUAUUGUGUUGACUUAAAAUUCCAUUGUUCAAAGUAAAUUUGUAUUUACUAAGUUAAUGUAAAAGGGAAUGUUUAGACAGAAGAUAGCCUUAUUUGAUUUUUUUAAAAAUUAUGAAACAGUCAUUUUUGGACAGGUUAGUUCAACAUUUGGAAGAGAUUUAAAAGUGCUUUGAUUCAGAAGCAUCGUUCCAGGCUGUAUAAAAGCACUUACGCUUUGCACUUGAGUUAUGCACAGAUGAUCUUUUUCUGUUGCAAUGUUUUUAGUUUGGAUUUCUGAAACUUUUAUUUUGAUGUCAUUUUUAGAAGGCAACUUUUUUUAAAAGACUUUUAUGCACUCACUAGCUUGAAGCUGAGAUGGAAAUUUUGUUUUUAAAUUUGUUUUUUUCUCUCCCCACCCCACCUGAGUUUUACUUCUCCUUCCUGUGGCUGCUUUUCAAACUGUAAAGGUACUUGGGAGUAGAGACGGUCACCUGUUUAAAUCUGCUUCAUUCAAAAAAAUAAGCACUCUAAUAAUUCUGACAUUUUAAUAUUCAGUACUCUAAAUAAAUAUCUGU